ACAAGGAUUUGGGUAGGAGUAGAUCCGAACCCAAAAGAAAAGUCCGGAUCAACUGAAAGGUCAUGGACAAGAGAAGCAGAGACGCGAAAUUGGCUGCAGCCGCCCAACCACCACAGACUAGACCCUCUUCUUCCACUAGACCACUCCAGCCGCCUCCUCCUCCUCCUCCUCUUCAGUCCAGGGCUCCACCGCCACUUCCUACUCGCCCUCGCUUCGAACCCGUCGAUCGUGAAAAGACUUGUCCUCUGUUGCUUCGAGUUUUCACUAAGAUUGGAGGUCAUCAUAAUGAGGAAGAUUUUGCAGUGAGAGGCAAGGAACCCAAAGAUGAGGUUCAAAUUUAUACCUGGAAAGAUGCAACACUCCGUGAAUUAACUGAUCUUGUUAAAGAGGUUGCUCCUGAGGCUAGGAGAAGAAAUGCCAAACUGUCUUUUGCUUUUGUAUAUCCUGAUCAACGUGGUCGUUUUGUGUUGAGAACGGUGGGGAUGACACAUUCUUAUGGAAACAGCAGACGGGUGGAGGACAGCAAGUCAUUGGGUGAACUUAGCUUCCAGAUUGGAGAUUACUUGGAUGUGGCAAUCUUGUAGAGGAAAAGGUUGUUAAUGGAUGAAGUGUCUAUGGAGUUGUUCUAUGACUAACUUUAGAGGUGCUGUUAUGCAUUAGUUUUAUUUAUCUCCUGUCACAGAAUAUGUGUUCCAAGCUUUUAAAUGCUUUAACUUUACUUGGAUGCCUUGUGGGUUUUGCAAGCAGUUUAUGUAUCUGCAGACGAUUUGACCGAUCCUCUCCUGCCACAAUGUCUGUUAAGAGUGUGGUUAACCUAUAAUAUUUUUUAAUCAUA
This is a messenger RNA of Juglans microcarpa x Juglans regia, 835 nucleotides long. Its product is annotated as histone deacetylase complex subunit SAP18-like. The record is from RefSeq and is a predicted model, not a curated record. Gene Ontology annotation, cellular component: nucleus. The transcript has 6 exons. Gene Ontology annotation, biological process: negative regulation of DNA-templated transcription. The coding region runs from base 63 to 584 and encodes 173 amino acids. Lineage: Eukaryota; Viridiplantae; Streptophyta; Magnoliopsida; Fagales; Juglandaceae. Gene Ontology annotation, molecular function: transcription corepressor activity; transcription factor binding.